AAAAAAACAUGUUUUGUACGAGUGGAUUUGAUAGAAGAGUACUAUGCAAUUACUGUAAGAAGCCGGGGCACUUGAUCAAAGAAUGUAGAAAAUUGCUGUUCAAAAAUCAAGGAAAUCAGUUUGCUCGUGUCGCUUCCGCUACCAGUUCAUCUGAUGGAUCAGUUGUUAUUUCUUCAGAGGAGUAUGCCAAAUUUAUUUGCUACCAAGAAUCUCUAAAGCAUUCAUUUGUCCCUAUCUCGGUAACCGCGAAUUCAGGUAUUUCAAACACAUGUCUUGUUUCAUCAUCCUCGAAAUGGGUCAUUGACUCAGGUGCCACAGAUCAUAUGACCGGUAAUCCUAAUCUAUUCUCGUCAUUUCAUUCAUAUUUACCUACUUCUAGUGUCACUUUAGCUGAUGGAUCUACCUCACCCGUUCUUGGAUCU
Messenger RNA from Cuscuta epithymum, 422 nucleotides. The record is from the annotation of a GenBank genome assembly. Lineage: Eukaryota; Viridiplantae; Streptophyta; Magnoliopsida; Solanales; Convolvulaceae.